CAGACCGUCAACUGAGAAGACCACAGUCCUCGUUWGUGAAGACAACAAUCCUGCCUACGGAGACAACAACUGAUUUGUUCAGUAAAAAUUCAUCAAGAAGACACUGCUCUCUUAACCACAAAUCCCCCUUUACCGAAAUGGACAUUCUGACUCGUGGAACAUUGAAGUCUAAGUUUGGGGCUCUGAGAGAGACGCUCAAACAGGAUGAUGAACUUCAGAUAAGGAUUACGGAGAAAAUAACAGCUCGCAUUGCCAAACUGGCUGCAAUAAAGGCUCUGGAUGAGAAUCUCAAACAGCAGGAUGAGUUUCUGAUGAGGGUGAAGGAGAAAAUGGCAGCUCACGUGAAAGUGAAGGCUCUGGAAGAGGACAAUGUGGCUCUGAAGGAGAAGGUGGCCCCUUUAAAAAAGGAUUUCAGCAGGGUUGAGCUUGUGGUGACAGAGGUGGAGGACAGGCAAGCUCACAGCCAAAAGAUUGACUCCAUGGACAAGGAGACUCAAACCAGCGAGCUGCCUCAGGAUGAGAAAAACGCUCUUCAAGAAGAGCUGAUGAAGCUCAGAGCUUCUUGUCAUGAGGUCUGCCACUGUCAUGAAGCUGAUGUUUCCAGUAGUCAGCUCAAUGGAGAGAGUAAGGAGAGGAGAACUGAGGAGAACUCUUUCUCGAGUGUUCUCCCUGAGAAAGAAAUGAAGCCUUCACUCUGGAAGAGAAUCCGCCACGCUCUGGGGUUGAGAAAACCACAGCGUUGGAAGAAGUCAGCAGUGCCCAUCCAACAGACACCUGAGCUGACCUUACCUUCUUCACCUGCUUGA
This is a messenger RNA of Paralichthys olivaceus (Japanese flounder), 806 nucleotides long. RefSeq lists its product as uncharacterized. The record is from RefSeq and is a predicted model, not a curated record. Lineage: Eukaryota; Metazoa; Chordata; Actinopteri; Pleuronectiformes; Paralichthyidae.